Messenger RNA from Penicillium olsonii, 960 nucleotides. The record is from the annotation of a GenBank genome assembly. NCBI's taxonomy places the organism in Eukaryota, Fungi, Ascomycota, Eurotiomycetes, Eurotiales, Aspergillaceae.
AUGGCUCGCCAGCGUCGCCCUAUUGAAGACAAGCAGGCCUCAGGGGACAGUCAGCCUGCAGGAAUCCCUUCUGUUGUCGGGGAGGCACCACCUAAGCUUCUGAAGCGACUUCUGCAUUGGGAUGAUCUACCUCAUUGGCAACGAGACAACCACCACAUACAUACUGGAUAUCGGCCCGCCUCGUCCUCGUUUUUGAGUUCAUUUCAGUCACUGGGUUACCUCCACAAUGAGACGGUUAACAUCUACACCCACCUCCUACCGGCGGCAAUUGCAGCUCCCGCGGCAUAUGGACUAUAUCACGUACUUGCUCCGCGGUAUCGGAACGCAGCCGAUUCCGACAUCCUCGCCUUUUGCUCCUUCUUCGCGGGGGCCAGCUUCUGUCUUGGUAUGUCUGCAACCUACCACACGAUCUCGAACCAUUCUCCCACGGUAGCUCGCAUUGGUAAUGCGCUUGACUACAUCGGGAUUGUGGGACUUAUUGUUGGGAGCUUUGUACCGAGUGUCUUUUACGGAUUUUACUGUGUCCCCGAGCUCCAACAGCGGUACUGGACCAUGAUCUGUACCAUUGGAGUGGGCUGUGUGGUUGUCUCCGUUCUUCCCCGGUUCCGCACACCCACCUGGCGUCCAUUUCGCGCUGCCAUGUUUGUCGGGAUGGGCUUGUCUGCCGUCUUUCCCGUAGUCCAUGGUGUGCUCCUCUUUGGCUUUGAGCGCAUGAGACAGCAGAUUGGCCUCGGGUGGCUUCUGCUCCAGGGCUUCCUCUAUAUCCUCGGGGCAGGGAUCUAUGCGGCUCGAGUACCCGAGCGUCUCAUGCCCGGGCGAUUCGACAUUGUGGGGAGUUCGCAUCAGAUCUUCCACGUGCUGGUUGUCUGCGCUGCGCUGGCUCAUCUCACAGGGCUGUUGAAGGCAUUCGAUUAUCGGCACAGUGGGGCAGCCGAAGCGUGUCAGAUUCUAGGCGGCUGA